UUGGGUCAGAAGACGCACCCCAUUGGAUUUCGGCUGGGAAUCAGCAAGGACUGGCAGUCGCGCUGGUUCGCCUCCAAGCCUGAGGAGUACCGCGCCCUUGUCAAGCAGGACGUAGAGGUACGCGACAUUAUUUUGUCUCGCUACCCCGACGCCGGUAUAUCGAAAGUGGAGAUCGAGCGCGGGAACGAUGUAGUGAUUACGAUUCACACGGCGCGUCCGGGAAUUGUCAUCGGUCGAGGCGGCCAGCGCGUGGAAGAGCUUCGCAAGGAACUUGAGCAGAAGUCUGCCAGGCGUGCGCGGCUCAAUGUGCAGGAGAUACGGCAGCCUGAAUUGGACGCGUACCUGGUUGGGCGCAAUAUCGCCGAGCAAUUGGAACGGCGAGUGGCGUUCCGUCGCGCGAUAAGGCAGACUGUCCUGCGCUCAAUGCAGGCAGGCGCACUCGGCAUUAAGGUGCUCAUUUCCGGCAGGCUUGGUGGCGCGGACAUAGCCCGGCGCGAGAAAGCCAUGGAAGGGCGCGUCCCGCUGCACACGCUGCGAGCGGACAUAGACUACUCAAUCGUCGAAGCCGCGACUGAGUUCGGGCGCAUCGGAAUCAAGGUUUGGAUAUACAAGGGCGAUAUCGUGCCAGAGCCGCGCCAAAGGCCGCAGGAAGAGCCGGCGCCUGCUGACAUCGCGCCAAUAGAAGUUACCGUAACGGCAUCAGAGCCAGAGGCGGCUGCGCCAGCGCCUGCUGAAACUGCAGCUGCACCGACAGUAGAGGUUACAAAUGCUUCAGCCGAAGAGAGUUAA
Geodia barretti is the source of this 789-nucleotide messenger RNA. Lineage: Eukaryota; Metazoa; Porifera; Demospongiae; Tetractinellida; Geodiidae. The record is from the annotation of a GenBank genome assembly.